This is a messenger RNA of Paramecium primaurelia, 2089 nucleotides long. NCBI's taxonomy places the organism in Eukaryota, Ciliophora, Oligohymenophorea, Peniculida, Parameciidae. The record is from the annotation of a GenBank genome assembly.
AUGGAAUUUUAUGAAAUAGUUAAAUCUAUUGGUUCUGGUUCUUUUGGAUAAGUAUAUCUGGCUAGAAACAAAAGAGAGGAUCGUCUUUAUGUGAUUAAGAGAAUUAAAAUUAGAGAUAUGACUUAAAAAGAUAGAGAAAAUACAGAAAAUGAAGUUAGACUAUUACAAAAAUUAAGACAUCCAAAUAUUGUAGCCUAUAAAGACUCCUAUUUAGAUAGGGAAUAGUAUUUAAAUAUAGUUAUGAUACAUUGUGAAGGUGGAGAUAUAUAUUAAAAGAUUAGAAAUAAAAAGAGUUUUCCAGAAUCAUAAAUUCUUGAUUGGUUUGCUUAAAUGACAUUAGCAUUAUGUUACUUACAUGAUUAGAAAAUCUUACAUAGAGAUCUUAAAACUUAAAAUAUAUUCCUCAAAAAUGGAAGAGUACGAUUAGGAGAUUUUGGAAUAGCAAAAGUACUUGAUUCAACAAGAGAUUUAGCAAACACUUGUAUAGGCACACCAUAUUAUAUGAGUCCAGAACUAUUUAAAUAUAAGCCAUACUCAUAUAAAAGUGAUGUUUGGGCAUUAGGUUGUUGUCUCUAUGAAAUGUGUAAUCUAAGACAUGCAUUUGAUGCUUAAUCUAUGAAUGGAUUAGCACUUAAAAUUUUAAAAGGAUCUUAUCCAUCAAUUAGUCAAUCUUAUUCUAAAGGAUUAAGAGAUUUGAUUAAUAAAAUGUUAAACAUCAAUCCUAAAGCUAGACCAACUAUUUAAGAGAUUAUUCAUAAACCUAUUAUUAAAUUGAGAAUUAUUUAUUACAUGUUGGAAGUAUUUAGUGGUAUUCAUUAUUAUUAUUCAUUAAGAACCUUAAUCUGAUGAUUUAGAUGAUAUGUAUGUAGAUACUUUAUAUGAAUAAGCAUAAUAAAUUGGAGUACUACCACUUAUUUAACAUUAUUAAAAGUAAAUGUAAUAAGGAGCUACUAUUACAGAUAUAAAAAAUGAAUUAGAAAAAGGUGGUAAGGCAGAAUAAAGAAUGUUAAUUUAAAUUCAAGAAUAGGAAGCAUUAAAAUUAAAAUAGUUAAGAAAAGAAUAAUUUGAAAAAAAGAAAUUAGAAGAUGAAAUUAAAAGACUUGAAUAAAAAUAAUAAUAAACGAAUCUUACAAAAAAUAAUGAUUCUCAUCAUAAUUCAAAAGGAGCUACUUAAAAUUUUCCUAUUAAAUCUGAAUUAAUUUAAAAAAAUGAAAUUUAAAUUAAAACUGAUUAUUAAAGAAUUCCUUAAAGAAAGGUUUCUUUGGAAAGAGAUAGAAGACCCAAUGAUUUAAGGUAAAAAUAAAAAGAAAGAAGUUUAUCUUUUGAAAAAGAUAAAUUUAGAGAUGAUAGUACUUUAAGUGUUAAAGAAAAAAUCAUAUAAAAAAAGGAUAAAUAAUUAAUUUAAAAAGAAAGUUUAUAAAAUAAAAAAAUUGUUUAAUAAGAUAAAAAAUAAAUUUAAAAUAGAUAAUCAAAAGAAAAUUCAUUAAAAGUUUAAGAAGAAUAUGAUUUAUCAGAUGAUAGUGAAGGAGUCAAUGCUAUCUAAGAGAUUGAGAAUGAAGAUGAAUAUGAAGAGGAUGGGGAUGUAGAUUAAAAAUUAGAUCUUAUGAAAACUAAACUUAAAGAAAAGACAAUUAAAAUUUAACAAAUUAAUUAAUCUUUGCAUUAAAAUAGAUAAGUCUAGAAUAUGUAAAUAAAAGCUCUAGAGAGUAUUUUAAUAUAAAAUUAUUUAGCUGGUUAAGCUAUACCUUAAGUAGAGGAAGAAUUUGAGAAUGAAGAAGUAGAAGAUGAAGAACAUGAUGAUGAAUAUGAAUUAUUGCAAGAAGAUAUCAAAUCAUCAAAUUAAAUAACUUCAAGAAUUUAAGAUAGAAUUAAAUUAUUGAAACAUAGGUGUGAAGGAGGAUUAGGCUCUAAUCUAACAGAUAAAGCUUUAGCAUUCAUAAGAACUAAAUGUAUUUAUAUUAUAUAUUAAGAAUCUUCUAAUUAAGAAUUAAGGAAAUAGUUAAUAGUAUUAUUAGGAGAAGAAAAUAUAGGAUAUUGGUAACUAUUUGAUCAAAUACUUUAUAUGGAAGAUUUGAUUGCAAAAUAUUGA